AGCUCCAACAGCAUCCACGUAGAUUAGCAAAGACAGACACAGAACAAAUACAUCUAUAGCUGGAUAGAAAGGUGGAAAGAACUUCAGCUAAAUACUAGUGAAAAAAUUUAAUGCGGUUCGAGUUCAGCACUUUGUGCUUUGUUUUUAGUCUGAAAGCCUUUUACUUGUGAUACAAUCAGAGAGCUUAAACUAUCCUGCAAAAGUUGCAGAAAAAAGAAAGGAAACCAACAUUCCAAAGGAAAAUGCAUAGCAUCUUACUAGUUUUGCUCUUGGCAUCUUCCUGCUCCAUGCUUCCAGUGAGACACAGCAGAUCAAGUCAGCCUAUGUCUUCGGCAGUGCCACAAGUAGCUCGUGAAGAUGAUGUCAACAUUCUUGCCUUUGGAGUGCUACAGUUUCGACAGUCUUUACAUGACAUGUACCAAAGCAUGACAAAAAAGUUAGCGUUCAUACGCAACUCCAUUGGCCUGUUCGAUACAAGGCUGCAAAACUUGAAAACACAGGCAGUGGUGAUCAAAGGGAAGACAGAAGAGCUGCGUAACACUGUAGAGACACUGAAAAUGGAGGAAAAGGAUAUGCAAAAUCGAGGCAAAGACAUCAACAACCUGAUGCAGAGUGUGCUACUGGGGCAUGUAACACUAAGAAACCAUGUGAAUAAUCUAGAGGAAGUCCUAAAGCAGACUGCAAGGACAGACUUGACAGAGGAAGAUCUGUACCUUAAAAGUUUAAAAGCUCACAGUGAAAAGCAGAUGAAGACGCUUGCUGGCUUGAAGAACUUGAUACAGUAUCAGCAACGAUUACUCGCAGAACAGACAAAGCAGCUAUCAUGGCUACAAGAUCGGGUUGACGCUAACAAACCUUGAUAAAGGAAGGUACCUGAAGACUUGCAGUUGAAAAGUGGCUUAACGUCUUUUAACUGCCAUACACAUUUGCAGUAACUCCUAAGAAGUGGAAGGACUAGCUUGUUCACUGAUAAUGGACUUCAGUCAAAAAGCGCCUUAUUGUUUGCCAUGAACAAAGUCAAAGAAGUGUGACAUGCUUCUUUGCAAGUCAUCAUUGCAGGCAAUGGUGACUUACGCUAUAACAAAUCAGCAACUCAGUGGAAUGCAGAAAACUGUUGCCAAGAUGUAUUACUUCUAUAGCAGAGAGAUACAACUGGGAAAAACAUUUAUUUGCCAAGACUUUUCCACCCCAUUACACCACCUGUAGUUGCUAGUCAAUCCUGUUAUUGUGGCACAAAAUUCUUCAAUACCUUCAUAUCACCAAAUGAAAAGAGGUGAAGCGAGUUAAUGUGGAAAUUUACAUCCACUGCACAUUACCCAUUCCUCAACCAAAUCAUGUUGUUUACAAGCUCAAACAUUUAGUUACACAGCAGAUAAAAGCAACUCUUCAAUUGAUGCCUGUAUGCUUUAACAGCUAAAUGAUGGGCAAUAAACUCUACUUACAUUAUCUGGCCCAUUUUAAAACACUUACAAUAGCAAUGUUGGUCCUAGCUUUGCAAACACUAUUUCACAUGCAAAAGUCUAGGAUUUGCCUUUAGUAAAUGAACACUCUCUGUUUUGGGAUGAAGCUGAAUGGGAAGGUAAACAAAAACAUACACUUUAUUAAUACAGAAUAAUCUGUAUUAAUUUACAAGUUAAACCAUGUAUUUAUUUUGUCUGUGACAUGUACCAGAUUUGCUUUGCUUAUAAUAAGUGUAAAUAAUAGACAGUCUGUGCAAAAGGAUCUAAUAUCUAACCAUUAAUGUAAAUGUAUAUAUUUAUUUGUUUUGUUUGUAUUUAAAUAAAGAAUAAAAACUGAAACUUUA
This is a messenger RNA of Protopterus annectens (West African lungfish), 1804 nucleotides long. Its product is annotated as angiopoietin-like protein 8. The record is from RefSeq and is a predicted model, not a curated record. Gene Ontology annotation, biological process: regulation of lipid metabolic process; triglyceride homeostasis. NCBI's taxonomy places the organism in Eukaryota, Metazoa, Chordata, Ceratodontiformes, Protopteridae. The transcript is spliced from 4 exons. The coding region runs from base 243 to 860 and encodes 205 amino acids.